ACCGUACCAUUUCACUGACGAAUCUGAUAUUUUAUAAUUUCGUUUCUUAAAACAAAAUGAAGUUAAAUUCGAAAGAUGAAUUCGAUGAUUCCAUUGAAUUAACUAAAAAAGCUUUCAUGAUAUCAGGCUUUGAACUAGGAGAGACUAAAUAUAAUUUUAUUAAAUGGUUCUUUCAUAUUAAUAUACUAUGGCUUUACCUUGACGUUUUUGGAGAGUUCUCUUGGCUGGCGGAAGGUAUGAGGAUGGGUAAAGGUCUAGAUGAACUGUCGAUGGUUGCACCAUGUACUGCCAUUUGUUUGUUGGCAUCUGUAAAGAUAUUGCCAGUUUUUCUCAACAAGCAAACUUUUCAAAAAGCUGUACAUAAACUUAGAUCUAUUCAUCCGGAUGAAGAAGAAUCGGAAGACGUCGAUAGAGAAAUUGUCAUAGAAUCACAGAAAUAUUUGAAGUCGGUAAACAGAAUUUUCUUCUUUACUACCCUGGUUGUUAUCAUUAUGUUUUCUUGUGAACCCUUCAUGUUGAUCGGGUUCGCAUAUUAUAACACAGGGGAGGUGAAGCUGUUGUUGCCUUUCCCGGUCAAAUAUUUCUUCGACGCGUACGCUAAUACUACGAUAUGGAGUUUCAUGUAUGUACAUCAAGUUUGGUCUUCUGUGAUCGUGUGUGUAUUCAUAUUCGCCGCAGACACUUUGUUUUACGCUUUUUGCACGUAUCUGAGGAUGCACUUCCGGAUCCUUGGCCGCCAGUUCGAGAACUUCGUAAGUCCCUCGCCGGAAGAAACCAGGAAGAAUAUGCGGAAAUGUGUUAAUAAACACCAGGAGUUGAUCGAAUUGGUAAAUCUUCUGGAGAUUUUGUAUUCAAAAUCAACACUGUUCAAUAUCACAAGCAGUUCUGUUUUGUUGUGCUUAAGUGGAUUUAACAUUGUGGUGGUACAAAAGACAGGCACAGUUCUCAAGUUCGCUUCGUUCCUGAUGUUGAGUCUUUCGCAAGUAUUCUUGCUUUGCUACUUCGGCGACCUGCUAAUGUCAUCAAGUAUCGAAUUAAGUCAGACAGUCUACAGCUGCAGGUGGUACGAUGUUGAACCAGCCAUCCGAAGAAGUGUCCUGAUCAUUUUAAUUAGGUCUCAAAAGCCGUGCAAAGUGACUGCAUGCAACUUCGCAGAUCUCAAUUUGUCUGCAUUUUCUACGAUUCUCAGCCGAUCGUAUUCAUGUUUUGCUCUCCUGAAAACCAUGUUUGAUUAAAGUUAUUAACUAGAUACUUAGGCACCUACCUAUACU
Messenger RNA from Maniola jurtina (meadow brown), 1271 nucleotides. Its product is annotated as putative odorant receptor 92a. Gene Ontology annotation, cellular component: plasma membrane. The coding region runs from base 57 to 1235 and encodes 392 amino acids. The record is from RefSeq and is a predicted model, not a curated record. Gene Ontology annotation, biological process: sensory perception of smell; detection of chemical stimulus involved in sensory perception of smell. Gene Ontology annotation, molecular function: olfactory receptor activity; odorant binding. Lineage: Eukaryota; Metazoa; Arthropoda; Insecta; Lepidoptera; Nymphalidae. The transcript is spliced from 7 exons.